Merops nubicus (carmine bee-eater) is the source of this 180-nucleotide messenger RNA. It is a transcript of the gene SMIM3, whose product is annotated as small integral membrane protein 3. The record is from RefSeq and is a predicted model, not a curated record. The coding region runs from base 1 to 180 and encodes 59 amino acids. The transcript has a single exon. Lineage: Eukaryota; Metazoa; Chordata; Aves; Coraciiformes; Meropidae.
AUGGACGUCCCUAACCCUGCAGGUCGCGUCACCCUCCCCAAGCACAUCCUGGACAUCUGGGCCAUUGUGUUAAUCAUCCUGGCCACCAUCCUGGUCAUGACGGCCCUGGUGCUCUGCCCAGCCACCGCCGUCAUCAUCCACCGGCUACGGACUCACCCCACGCGCAACGGCAUCGUCUGA